AUGAGGAAUACCAAAUCUGCAGAGGAUGUUCUUCCACAAGAAUUGAAUGACAGUAUCUUCCGUAAUCCGAGCCAGGGCUUCUGCUUCUACCCACUUAGAAAAAUAGUCCACGACCACCAAGCACAAAGCCUCAAAAAGGAGCAGUCUCAAGCAUCUAUGGCUGAAAGUUCACAACCGCAGGAUUCGAAGAAGGGAAAGGCCCUUGUCAUACCUGAGAUGUUUCCCGAAGAUCCGGACGAGAAAGUACCUUUCUCGGCCAGGAUUCUAAAUGAAAGACUGCCUAAGGGUUAUAGAGCCCCGUCAAUCGGAGAAUAUGACGGGAGUAAGGAUCCGGAAAAGCACUUGCGAAAAUUCAAAAAUGCAGCCCUACUGCACCAAUAUAGCGAUGCUGUUAAAUGUAGAGUUUUCCUGAAUACUCUAUCUAGGUCAGCCUUAAAAUGGUUCGAUGGGUUACCUCAAGGGUCCAUCACCUAUUUUCUGGACUUCAAAAUGACUUUUCUGCACCGAUUUGCUAUCAGUAAGAAAUAUCAAAAGACAGAUCAUUGUCUUUUUGCUCUAAAGCAGGGGCCGACUGAGCCCCUAAGAAGUUAUAUCAACCGCUUUAAUCAAGUGGCUCAAGAUGUCCCCACUGCCACUUUAGAAAUUUUGAUGAGCGUCUUUUCCCAUGGAUUGGGAGAGGGAGAGUUCUUCAGAGAUCUCAUUAAAAAUCCCGCCCGGAAUUUCGAUGAGAUGGUGGAAAAGGCUGCUUCCUACAUGAAGGUGGAAGAAGCACAAGCAGCUAGAAGGAAGGCCGAAAGACCACUUCCUUCCGCCAACAAGCAAGAAAGAAGAGUGCCUCAACCACCCCCUCAACCUCUACCGCGAGUCCGGGAAGCCAGACCUGUCUUCCAUCCCGGGCCCGAAAUUCGACCUGCUCCUCGAGUUGCUGCUGUACAUAUCCCCCGACAAGGGCCAGGGAGUAAUUGGUACUGUACCUAUCAUAGGUCACGUACGCAUGAUACUAAUCGUUGUUUUCAGUUCGCUCGAGACUCCAAGCGAGCUGCCAAGAUGGGAUUGCCUCCGCCUGAGCUAGCCCCUCAGUUGAUCAAGAUGAUGGAGGAACAAAGGGGGGCAGGACAGGUCGAACAACCUCGCCCCAACCUCGCAGGACUUAGCACUCGUCAGCCUGGCUGGGGAAAAGAGCCAAAAGGAUCGCGAGAGGUCGAGAACAGAGGCAAUGCAGCCGUCAGAGAGAUUGGCAUGAUCUCUGGAGGGCCGACUGACGGAGAUUCGGGGAGAGCACAUAAGUCUCAUGUUCGGCGCUUGGAGGUUCAUGCCGUCGGAUGCAGUCAGGAGCAAGCUGUUGGCCCUGUUAUUAGCUUCGGGCCAGCAGACCUGGAGGGCCUGGAGUUGCCUCAUGAUGAUGCACUCAUCAUCAAAUCCAUCAUUACUAAUAGCCAAGUGGCUCGGAUUUUUAUUGAUACUGGGAGCUCGGUCGACUACCCGUCUGUGCUGUGGCCUGUUUGA
Molecule: messenger RNA, 1506 nt
Organism: Zingiber officinale
Lineage: Eukaryota; Viridiplantae; Streptophyta; Magnoliopsida; Zingiberales; Zingiberaceae
Exons: 2
Coding region: 1-1506 (501 amino acids)
Source: RefSeq, a predicted model, not a curated record